This is a messenger RNA of Medicago truncatula (barrel medic), 553 nucleotides long. Its product is annotated as histone H4. Bases 81 to 392 code for a protein of 103 amino acids. Lineage: Eukaryota; Viridiplantae; Streptophyta; Magnoliopsida; Fabales; Fabaceae. Gene Ontology annotation, cellular component: nucleosome. The transcript has a single exon. Gene Ontology annotation, molecular function: DNA binding; protein heterodimerization activity; structural constituent of chromatin. The record is from RefSeq and is a predicted model, not a curated record.
CAUUCACCAUUUUCAUCACAAAUCUCAAUUUCAAAACCCUAAAUCCCAAAUUCAAAGUUUUUCAAAAGUCUCGAUUGAAAAUGUCAGGUCGUGGAAAGGGAGGUAAGGGAUUAGGAAAGGGAGGUGCAAAGAGACAUCGCAAAGUGCUUCGUGACAACAUCCAAGGAAUCACAAAGCCAGCGAUUCGGCGAUUAGCGAGAAGAGGAGGUGUGAAGAGAAUCAGCGGGUUGAUUUAUGAAGAAACUCGCGGUGUGUUGAAGAUUUUCUUGGAGAAUGUGAUAAGAGAUGCUGUUACGUAUACUGAACAUGCGAGGAGGAAGACGGUUACUGCUAUGGAUGUUGUUUAUGCGUUGAAGAGACAAGGAAGGACUUUGUAUGGUUUCGGAGGUUGAAGAAGAUGAUGAAGAAGUUGAUUUAGGGUUAUGGUUAUGAAUUAUGUGUAUUUUGAAUGUUAGUUUAUUUCGUAAUGUUUAAUGGUGAAUUAGAUUGAUGUAUAUUCAGUUUUUAGCUGAAUUUGAAAUUUGAAUUCAAUGAAAGAGUAAUGUUUGGGUAA